AUGGUGCCAUCCUUCAACACUGUUCAUGGUUUGUUGUACACAAACCUGCUUGAUGAGGAAGACGACUCCUUUAUACUCCAGUUGGAGAGUAGUGGAACCAGCAGUUCGAAAGGAAGAAGUUUUGCUGGCCAGAAAGUUCCAAAUACAAAUAAUGCUUCUGAAGAGUUAUACAAAGUGGAUGAAUUUGCAGCAAAAGCCCUCACAGGAAAGCUGACUACAGUUUUUCUUCCCAUUGUCUAUGUCAUUGUCUUUAUUAUUGGUUUGCCAAGCAAUGCGAUGGCCCUCUGGGUCUUUUUUUUCCGAACAAAGAAGAAACAUCCGGCUGUGAUUUAUAUGGUUAACUUGGCGUUGGCAGACCUUCUUUUUGUUGUCUGGUUCCCAUUGAAGAUUGCAUACCAUGUAAAUGGCAAUAAUUGGCUAUUCGGUGAAGGUCUCUGCAAAGUACUUGUUGGAUUUUUCUACGGAAAUAUGUACUGUUCCAUUCUCUUUAUGACAUGUCUCAGUGUGCAACGGUAUUGGGUUGUAGUGAACCCCAUAGUGCAUUCAAGAAAGAAAUCUGAAAUUGCCUUGGGCAUCUCCCUUGCUAUCUGGAUACUGAUUUUGUUGGGCACCAUUCCAUUGUAUCUUGUUAAUCAGACGGCAUAUAUUUCAAAUCUUAACAUCACUACCUGCCAUGAUGUGCUGCCUGAAAAUGUUUUGGCUCACGAUAUGUUCAAUUAUUUUCUUUCACUUGCAAUUGGACUCUUCUUAAUCCCAGCUCUCCUCACUGUUGUCGCUUACAUACUAAUGAUCAAGACUCUGAAUGCUUCCAUCUCAGAUGUAAGCACUGGGAAGAAACGAAAAAGAGCAAUCAAACUCAUUAUCACUGUCCUGUCUAUGUAUCUCAUCUGUUUUACACCUAGCAAUGUGCUGCUUGUUGUGCACUAUUUGCUCCUCAAAACCUACAGCCAGAGCUAUCUGUAUGUGUCAUACAUAACUGCACUGUGUCUUUCUACUUUGAACAGUUGUAUUGAUCCAUUCAUCUAUUACUAUAUUUCAAAAGACUUCAGAGACAACCUUAAAAAUGCUCUUCUUUGCCGAAGUGUGCGAACUACACGGAGGAUGCAAGUGUCUCUCUCGUCAAGCAGAUACCCCAAGAAAUCAAAUUCUUAUUCUUCAAACUCAAAUGGGACUACUAAAUCAACCUACUGA
This is a messenger RNA of Phaethon lepturus (White-tailed tropicbird), 1191 nucleotides long. RefSeq names its product coagulation factor II (thrombin) receptor-like 1 (gene F2RL1). Gene Ontology annotation, molecular function: thrombin-activated receptor activity. The transcript has 2 exons. The record is from RefSeq and is a predicted model, not a curated record. Gene Ontology annotation, cellular component: membrane. Bases 1 to 1191 code for a protein of 396 amino acids. Lineage: Eukaryota; Metazoa; Chordata; Aves; Phaethontiformes; Phaethontidae. Gene Ontology annotation, biological process: phospholipase C-activating G protein-coupled receptor signaling pathway; blood coagulation; thrombin-activated receptor signaling pathway.